Molecule: messenger RNA, 1452 nt
Organism: Beta vulgaris subsp. vulgaris (sugar beet)
Lineage: Eukaryota; Viridiplantae; Streptophyta; Magnoliopsida; Caryophyllales; Amaranthaceae
Exons: 1
Coding region: 1-1452 (483 amino acids)
Molecular function (GO): nucleic acid binding
Source: RefSeq, a predicted model, not a curated record
AUGGAGAACACCCCUGACUUCUUUGAUGUAGAACAACUUCUUGAAGAUGAGUUGAUGGCAGAGUACCUCUUCUAUGCACAAGACUUGGUAAGCUCCGAUUCUGAACCUGACUCUGAAACUGAACAUGAAACAGCAACUAUCAUUACACCACAUGUUAGUAAUGGUAGAGAACAAACAGAGCUAAGUGUAGCUGAAAAGAGGAAAAUACUAGAUGACCUUCUAACUAUAUCAAAACAGAACAAGUUAGCUAGAGGUGUCAUCACAACAACAAAAACAAAGUAUGGGGUUCAUAGAACCACAGUCUCAAGAUUGUGGAAUGAUGCAGUAAAACAGAAGGGAACCGGUGUUCCCAUAAAUGUGCAGUCCAAGAAGGUUGGGAAAGUGGGUAGAAAACCCAUUUUUUUUAGUGAAGAGUGGUUGCAAUCAGUACCAUUACACAAAAGAACAACUGUGAGGAGCUUUGCAGGAGCUUUGAGGGUCUCUCCCUCACUCAUUUACAUGUUACUUAAAAAGGGACUUCUUAGAAGCCACACAAGCAGUAAUCACCCUGCUAUGACAGCAGCUCAUAAAUUACAGAGAAUGAAAUGGGUGUUAAAGCACAUUGAACCAAGCACACCAACACAAAAACAAGUUUUCCAGAGUAUGCAUAAUGUCAUUCACAUUGAUGAAAAAUGGUUCUAUUUGAACCCAGACACAAGGAGGUUUUACUUGCUACCAAGGGAAGAUGAUCCAUAUAGAUGUCAACAAUCCAAAAGAUACAAGAUAAAAGCCAUGUUUAUGGGGGUUGUUUCUAGGCCAAUAUAUGACAAUGAAGGGAAGAUGAUACACGAUGGCAAGUUCGGUAUUUUUCCAUUUGUGAAAAAAGUUACAGCCCAAAAAAGAAGCACAAAUAGGGAAAGGGGAACCAUAGAAACAAAACCCAUACAAAACAUUAAUCAAGCAAUCAUCAGAGAUAUGCUCAUACAACAAAUCAUUCCAGCAAUUAUGGCCAACUGGCCUGCUUCUCUGUCAAAGGACAUAUAUAUUCAACAGGAUAAUGCUAGGCCACAUAUAAAACCUAGUGAUGAAGAGUUCACACAUGCAGCCACACAAAAUGGAUUCAAUAUCCAGCUCAUUUUCCAACCACCACAAUCUCCUGAUCUAAAUGUCUUAGAUUUAGGUUUUUUUAGGGCUAUUCAAGCAUUGCAAUAUCAGUCAUUCCCCAAGAAUCUAGAUGACUUAAUCGAAAAGGUGCAGGAUGCAUAUGAUUUCUUUGAUUCGGAAGUGCUUAAAUAUAAUUGGCUACAGUUACAAUGGGUUAUGGUGGAGAUACUGAAAUGCAAAGGGGGGAACACCUUCAAAAACCCACAUCAUGGGAAAAGGAGGUUGGAGAGGCAGGGGUUGCUGCCUGCCAAUGUUGAAGUGCAGCAAAGUGUGAUUGAAGAAGCAGUAAAAUACAUGAUUGAAAAAUGA